AUGUUAUCGAGUCUAUCAAACCAUCUGCGGAAUCGCCGUGUGAUCCUGGCAUCCCAGAGCCCUCGUCGUCUCGAACUCCUCAGUGACUGCGGUCUUAGCUUUGAGGUGAUCCCGUCUACUUUCGAAGAAAACCUGCCUAAGGAACAGUUCGCGACACCUGAUCUCUACGUUAUCGAAAACGCCAAGCAAAAAGCUCUAGAAGUGCUUUGUCGAGUAUCGAGCGACAAGAAAAGUGCGUCCGAGCUUCUGGUAGUCGUCAUUGGAUGUGACACUGUCGUGGUGCAGGACGGGGUGAUCCUGGAAAAACCCAAAGAUGAGCAGGACGCCUUCAACAUGUUGACAGGACUUUCAGGCCGCCCCCACCAAGUUUUCUCGGGUGUGGCGCUAUUGACUGCGAAAAGGGGCACCAAUGACCCGCACUUGUUUUUUGAAACGACUCGUCUGGUAUUCGGUCCCUUGGAGCCCGAAGAUAUCCGGACGUACAUUGCGACAGGAGAACCAAUGGACAAAGCUGGAGCAUACGGGCUGCAAGGUCGAGCGCGGUGUUUCGUGAAAGAGAUCCAUGGCUGCAGCAAUAACGUUAUCGGCUUCCCAGUGCAGCGUUUUUGCCACGAGGUAAACGUGCUUGCGUCUCGUGGUGAACUUUAG
This is a messenger RNA of Peronospora matthiolae, 648 nucleotides long. The record is from the annotation of a GenBank genome assembly. Lineage: Eukaryota; Oomycota; Peronosporomycetes; Peronosporales; Peronosporaceae.